Messenger RNA from Magallana angulata, 1796 nucleotides. Its product is annotated as cell division cycle-associated protein 3-like. The transcript is spliced from 4 exons. The record is from RefSeq and is a predicted model, not a curated record. Lineage: Eukaryota; Metazoa; Mollusca; Bivalvia; Ostreida; Ostreidae. The coding region runs from base 147 to 878 and encodes 243 amino acids.
GGAAAAUCCAAUUUUGAAAUAAGAAGUACGAAUUAACAAGAAAAAUUCAGGAAAUUUGAUUGGUCGGAGCGGGAGCUUCAAAAUAGUGUUCAGACAACAAGACGCAUUACAAAUAUUGUGGUUUCAAACUGUGUCAAUCUCCGAUCAUGGGAAUUUCUGGCAGUAAAGACAAUGAAGGGGACUUCUGCACCCCUCCUAAGAUUGGAACACAUCGACGCAUAAUUGAUCACGAUCUAGAUCCCCGUUCUCCAUCUACUGCAAUUGCCAGGACACCUAUAGUAGUGGACAAGACACCUGAAGGAAUGCUGGAUCCCCGGUCACCCACAGUGGGAAUCUCCAGGACACCAAUUACUUCACUGUCUGGUAACCAUGCAGGUGUAACAAAUGACCAGGCACCGUUAAUGUUGCACGAUGAAACAGACCUCACAAAAAUCGAUGAUGAGACGGAAGACACAGAUAAACUACUGGAGGAUCUGGAGGCCCUACAGGACCUGAAUAAGCUCGAAAUAACAGAUCUGUUGGAGAAACAGAAGAAAGUUAAUAAAGCCCUCACCAGUACAGCCGUGAAAGAUGUUCCCUCCAGUAAACUGCCUGCAAGUAGAGAAACUAAAAAUAAGAUAUUUGAAGAUGCUCCUUCAAGAGUUUCAAAAGGACCUGCUAAAAAUCCCCAACCCAAGCAAUUAUUUCCAAGCAAGAGAUUGGUGUCUGGCAACAAAGACAAUACUCGAUCCCCCUUGGCAACCAGAACCCUGGACAUGAACUCUCCACGAAUUCUUGUUCAACAGAAACAAUCUAAAAACUUUGAAUCCCAGAAAGCAAAGAGCUGUGCAUUGGAGGCAGUUUCUAGGAGGAUGAACAAGGAGAAUGUAAAUAUGUGAAUAUGUGAACAAUCACACAUACCAAUGAAGUAUAGGGCUUCCUGUUCUUCUUAUUCAGAAUCAGGGCAGAUAUUCAUUACUGGUAUUUCUGUCCAAUGUUCAUCAGCAUCGUCUGUUACUAAUGAGUUCUGGGUGUAGAUUGUGGCAAGGAAUAUGGUACAAGAAAAGUCACAAAGUUCACCAAAUGUACACAACAAACAUGCCUAUUGAUAUUAUUGAAUGUGUAAUCAGUGGUGUAUCUAAAAUAGUGUAUCUGAUAUUUGUGCCAUAUGUGUAUCUGCUGUAUGAUCUUUACAUUCCUAUAUCAUACUUGUACAUGUCAGAGUGAAAGAAUGAUAAAAUUUCUAUGAACUGAGGCAUAUAAAACAUCCGAAAUUUAAAAUGUGGACUUCCAAAACAUGAAUAUUUGUAUAAUAUAUUUUUCACAAAUAUUUACAUCAUUUUAGGUUCAGUUGUGUGGAGAACAUUGAUGUAUGCACAUGUAUUUUUUUUUAAAUCAUGAACGUGUGACCACUGAUGCAAAAAGCAGCUACGCAUUCUGUCAAAAAAAAAUUUAUUUUUAUACUUGUUAGUGUUAUGUAAUUGUAGAUAAGUGUAAACAGACUGUGUAGCAAAAAUAUUUUAGCAUUAUUUAUAUAUUAUAAACAACACUGUAUUAAACUAGGCACUACACUAUAUAAUAGUAAGUUUGUAUUCUAGUCUUACAUAGCAUACCUCCUACACAUUUCCUCAGAUUGUGGUUCUUCCUUGUUCAUUUAAUUUUUGUAUGUUUCACUAAAUUGAUUUUUAUAAAAAAAGAUUUUCAGGCAGAGAUGUUGAAUUAAAAAAAAUAUUUUCAAUAUGUUUUCUUUAAAUUCAGCUUGAAUGUAAAUUUUUAUAGAUUAUCAUUGUAAAAUAAAAUGUAAAUAAAAGUUAAAG